This is a messenger RNA of Spea bombifrons (plains spadefoot toad), 3099 nucleotides long. RefSeq names its product WD repeat domain 59 (gene WDR59). The transcript has 26 exons. Gene Ontology annotation, molecular function: protein binding. The coding region runs from base 36 to 2933 and encodes 965 amino acids. NCBI's taxonomy places the organism in Eukaryota, Metazoa, Chordata, Amphibia, Anura, Pelobatidae. The record is from RefSeq and is a predicted model, not a curated record.
UUGUUGUUGUCGAAGUUCCUGAUGGGAAGAGAAAGAUGGCGGCUCACUGGAGCAGCGAGAAUGUGGUGGUGGAAUUCCGCGAUUCGCAGGCGACGGCCAUGUCUGUGGACUGUCAGGGGCAGCUGGCGGUGCUGUCAGGCCGCCGCUUCCUAUACGUUGUGAAUCUCGAGACCCCUAUGGACGGACAUCGCAAGAUAUCUCGCCAAAGCAAGUGGGACAUCGGGACGGUGCAGUGGAACCCGCAUGAAAGCCACGCGCACUUCUUCGCUGCUUCAAGUAACCAGCGCGUGGAUCUGUACCAGUGGAAGGACGGCGCCGGGGACGUGAGCUCCUCUCUGCAGGGACACACGCGUGUCAUCAGCGAUCUGGACUGGUCGGUGUUUGAGCCAGACGUGCUGGUAACCAGUUCCAUUGACACCUACAUAUACAUUUGGGACAUCAAGGACACCAGGAAGCCCGCAGUGUCCUUGUCUGCAGUGGCGGGGGCGUCACAGGUAAAGUGGAACAAGAAGAACCCUAACUGCCUGGCGACGAGCCACGACGGGGACGUGAGGAUCUGGGACCGAAGGAAACCCAGCACUGCCAUAGAGUACAUUGCCGCUCACCUAUACAAGAUCCACGGUCUAGACUGGCAUCCAGACAAUGAGAACAUCCUGGCCACUUCCAGCCAGGACAAUUCUGUCAAGUUCUGGGAUUCCCGGCAGCCGCGGAAAAAUCUUAGCGUGUUAACCUGCCAGGUGCCUGUGUGGAAAGCACGUUACACGCCUUUUAGCAACGGCCUGGUGACCGUGAUGGUGCCGCAGCUGCGUAGAGAGAACAGCCUCCUGCUUUGGAACGUGUACGACCUGCACUCUCCGGUUCAUAUAUUCGUGGGACACGACGACGUGGUGCUCGAGUUCCAGUGGAGGAAGCAGAAGGAAGGGUUGAAGGAUUACCAGCUGGUGACCUGGUCCCGAGACCAGACUCUGCGCAUGUGGAGGGUGGAUGCACAGCUGCAGCGGCUUUGUGCUAAUGACAUUGUGGACCCAGUUGAUGAGCUGAUGGACGGGUUAUCCUCGGUGCCUGAGCAAGAAAAGCCACUGCAGCCUCCGGAGCAAAUCUCAGGCCCCUCAGAAGAAGAUGUCUUCGGCGAGGAGAAAGUUUCCCGUCCCGUGAUGAGGCCAAACUCUGAGCAGCCGGGGCUCCCUCAAACUCUGCAGCAAGAGUUCUCCUUGAUCAACGUGCAGAUCAGGAACGUGAUUGUUGAGAUGGACGUUAUGAAUGGCAGCUGCACUGUGUCUGUGCACUGCGGGAAUCACAGGGUGUGCAUGCUGGUCAUGUUUCCCGUUCAGUACCCCAACAACGCGGCUCCUUCGUUCCAGUUUGUCACCCCCACAACCAUUUCUUCUGGUAUGAAGGCCAAGCUAUUAAAGAUCCUGAAGGACACGUCUCUGCAGAAGGUGAAACGGAAUCAGAGUUGCCUGGAGCCGUGUCUGCGGCAGCUCGUAUCCUCUCUGGAGAGCUUUGUGAACCAGGAGUCCAGUCCCUCGAGCAACCCAUACACCAUGCAGAGCUCUGUCACCCCUCCGCUGCCCACAUUUGCCCGGGUCACAAAUGCCUAUGGCUCAUACCAGGAUGCCAAUAUCCCCUUUCCUCGAACUUCGGGUGCCCGUUUCUGUGGUGCUGGGUACCUGGUGUAUUUCACACGUCCCAUGACCAUGCACCGAGCUGUAUCCCCCACGGAACCCACUCCACGAUCCCUCUCUGCCCUGUCAGCGUAUCACAGCGGUGUCAUCGCACCCAUGAAAAUGCGCACCGAGACCCCCGGGAACCUCCGUCUCUACAGUGGGAGUCCCACUCGCAGUGAGAAGGAGCAAGUCUCCAUCAGUUCUUUCUACUACAAGGAGAGGAAAUCUCGCAGGUGGAAGUCGAAGCGUGAGAGCAGCGACUCGAGCACCCGGCCUAUCAAAGCCGCGGGGAAAGUGAUCAUCCAGGACAUCUCCUGCCUGCUGACUGUGCACAAGGCGCUGGGAGAGAUGUACAUCCUGAACCGCGGGGACCUCCAGGAGAUGUGUCAGAAGAAUGCAGCGUCCGCCAUGAGCGUGGGCCGCAAAGACCUGGUACAGGUUUGGGCCCUGGCGGCUGCUGCUAAUGACAUUUGUCUGAACCCCAAAUCGGACCCGGAUAUGGAGACCCCGUGGGCACGUCACCCGUUUGGCCGGCAGCUGCUGGAGUCGCUCCUGGCGCAUUACUGCCACUUACAUGACGUUCAGACGUUGGCCAUGCUGUGCAGCGUGUUUGAUGCCCUGUGGCAUCCACAAGGAGGUGGCGUGGCAUCAUGCCCCCAGUUACCUGCUCGCUCGGCACACAGCCGCUAUCCGAGCUUUACGUCCUCCGGUUCUGGUUCCAGUGUGUCUGAUCCGGGUUACAGUAACAGUGGCUGGAGUAUUGGUGGUCAAGACGGGGAACAUGGGGCUCCGUGGGGAGAUGCCUCUCCUGAUGAAUAUCGAUACGGUAACAUAAGCUACGUGGAUCCCCGGGAACGAGAGCGAGACCAGCAUGAAAAGAACAAGCGUCUUCUGGACCCAGCAAACACGCAGCAGUUCGACGACUUUAAGAAAUGCUACGGAGAGAUCCUGUAUCGCUGGGGGCUGCAGGAGAAACGAGCAGAAGUUCUUAAGUUUGUCUCCUGCCCACCUGAGCCUCAUCGAGGUAUAGAGUUUGGGGUAUAUUGCAGCCACUGCCGCAGCGAGGUGAGAGGGACGCAGUGCGCCAUCUGUAAAGGCUUCACCUUCCAGUGUUCCAUUUGUCACGUAGCUGUCCGCGGCUCCUCCAAUUUCUGCCUGAGCUGUGGCCAUGGUGGGCACACAACCCACAUGCUGGAGUGGUUCAGUACCCAAGAGGUUUGUCCCACUGGAUGUGGCUGCCACUGCCUGCUGGAGAGCACCUUCUGAGGGCCAGGAGCGUCCAUCUCCACUGGACAAGCCAAGUGAUGGAGAAGUGUUGGAGAACGUCACGUGCCAUCCAGAUCUUUUUAUUCCCGGGAGUGGGGACUGGCUGCAGAGCACCAUGUUAUUUGCAGCUAUGUGAUGAAGGACUAGUAAAAGAGGAUGGUGACCA